Messenger RNA from Scleropages formosus (Asian bonytongue), 5601 nucleotides. RefSeq names its product semaphorin-4E-like. Gene Ontology annotation, biological process: axon guidance; ossification involved in bone maturation; positive regulation of GTPase activity. The record is from RefSeq and is a predicted model, not a curated record. NCBI's taxonomy places the organism in Eukaryota, Metazoa, Chordata, Actinopteri, Osteoglossiformes, Osteoglossidae. Gene Ontology annotation, cellular component: plasma membrane. Gene Ontology annotation, molecular function: chemorepellent activity; semaphorin receptor binding. The transcript has 15 exons. The coding region runs from base 1565 to 3892 and encodes 775 amino acids.
GUAUUGUCACUCAUUAACUUUUUGUGUUUUGAAUGCGACAGUACCAGUGCAGUGGUAAUUAUUGUCAUUUAAUCUUUUUUCCCAUUUUUUUUUUUAACUGAUUGACUUAAUAUAUUGAUUGAUCAGAUUGUUCCACAUGAGUUUGGUAGGAUUUCAGGAUAUCCAAAUACAUUAAAAGCAUUUCACUGGAGUAAAAACCCAUCAAAAUUUUUUUUUUAGACUGAUUUAAUUGUGAUAAUUGCGGGAGAAAAAACUUAACACUAAAACCAGAAGUGAUCAAUUAAUGUGACCAGUUCUUCUGCAGGGACAUAGAAAAUGCCAAUCAGCUGGUUGUCACUUGUAGAAAAAUGUCUCGGGGGGGCGGACGACAUAAUAAAAUAGUUAUUGCUGAAAUAUGCAGGUGGUGACAGAAGGACAGCAGAGUAACUUGGUAGUGAAUGAAGAAAGCAGAUAGACUCAGUCAGCAGUGCACAAGAGUAAGGUGUAAAAAUACCAUAGUACUGUGAGUUCGGUACCUUUUUGUAGAGCCGAGUGGAAUUAAAUUUUCCGAAGAAUCUAAAAAUAUAUUGGACAAUUCAUUUCUUAUUUUCAGCUGUGACAUUUAGUCUGUGCACCGUAUGUGUUCAGCUGCUUCUUCCUUCCUCUUUUAAAAUUCACAGCAAUAUAAAUUUGCUUCAUCGAGUUAGUGCUGGGAGGGGUUGGGGGGGCAAGAGACGCUGUCAGCGCUGCACUCGAUCGCACCCGUGAACACGGACACAGGUCUCUCAGCGGAAGUCGACCGCAAAACCCCGACCGCAGCAGAAGUCCUUUGGGGGCUUUAUCAGCAUCAUUUUUGACAGGAAGUCACACACACACACACACACACACAGAAUCUGAAACCGCUGGUCUCACACACAAUUUAAUGGUGACUUAGUAGGGUGUAACCAAAAGAUUUGAAAAGGACUUGUGGCAGAAGUUUGCAGGUUCUAGACCCCGGCCAGGGCGCGGUUCUUGGACCCUUUGGGAAGGAGCUUUUCCCAGCUCCAUCACCUGGUGAACUGUGCCGUUGGCGUGUGACUCGGCCCAAACGACACACGCUCCUUCCGUCCCGGAACACCUCGGCGUGUUCCAACCUGAACGCGUUCCCUGCCGCAUUCCUGCCUCUCCGAACAAACACACUAGUCUCGUUAUCAGUUGAAGGAGACCAGCAGGAGGCGGAGCUCAUUGCGGGACCUUUCCUGCAGACAAGGUGUGUGAGCACACAGGAAAGCGACAGAGGAACACCUGGAAGUCCAGAGAGCGCGCGGCACAGGAGACCGAGGAUCUCCUGCAGAGACGGUUUCGGUUCGCAUUUAAAAGUACUUGCGCCCCGUCACCUUCGACAGGCGGACGCAUCCUCUGCGAUUGGUGCCCACACCUCUGGAAGACACAGGAGAAGAAACAAUCGGAGCGCGUGCCCGGGAGAUGGACGUCUCGCGUCGUCAAUGAUGUGGAGCCGGAGGCGGAGCCAGGAGUUGGAGGACUUUGAGGCUUUCUGCUUUUGGUGCGCAGUUGAUUAACGGUGCUGUUCCAGCACACCUCAGCCAUGUCUCCUUGGGCUCUUGCGUGUUUCCUCCUGCUCUGUGGCCCAGCAGCCGUCCGGAUGAUCGGUGCCGCCGGCCUUGCCGGCGCUCUUCCGCGCAACACAGUACCCUGCAACGAUGACAGUAUCACCCUAUUCAGGGUGGACGGGGUCUGGAACUACUCAUCCAUGCUGCUCAGAGAGGACCUGGGGCUCCUGCUGCUGGGAGCCAGAGAGGCUGUUUAUGGCCUGGACCUGAGGAACAUCUCACGCAAGACAGCUGAGGUGCAGUGGGCUGUCACACAGGACAAACAAGCGGAGUGUACCGAUAAAGGAAAAACCCUGAUGGACUGCUGGAACUACAUCCGCAUCCUGCACGUGCUGAAGGAUGGCCGAAUGUACGUGUGUGGGACCAACGCCUUCAGUCCGACCUGCGGCUAUAUGACUUAUGAAGGUGGACGACUUUCACUGCUGAGCACGAUGGAGGACGGCAAAGGAAUAUGUCCCUAUGACCCCUACCAAAGAUACUCUUCUCUCAUGGUUGAUGGGGCCCUUUACUCAGCCACCACCUUGAACUUCCUGGGAUCUGAGCCAUUGCUGCUGCGUAGCUUGACCACCGCACUCCGCACCGAAUUCCAGGCCAUGUGGCUCAACGAGCCUCAGUUUGUCUCCAUGGUGGAGGUCCCAGAGAGUGUGGGCAACGUGGAGGGGGACGAUGACAAGGUGUAUCUCUUCUUCAGCGAGAUCGCCGUGGAAUACGACUUCUCCAGCAAGCUGGCAGUGUCACGCGUUGCCCGUGUCUGUAAGAAGGACAAGGGGGGACAGCGGAUCCUACAGAAGAAGUGGACUUCGUUCCUGAAGGCCCGCCUUGACUGCCCUGUCCUGGAGUCCAGCCUCCCCUUCCUUGUCCAGGACGUCUUCCUGUGGCGCGCCAGUGACUGGAGGAACAGUGUUUUCUACGCAGUGUUCACACCCCAGUCAGCCUCUGUAGACCUCUCAGCAGUGUGCGCCUACAGCGUGACAGCUGUGGGUGACGUCUUCUCCAAGGGGAAGUUCAAGACACCCGUCACCGUGGAGACGUCCCACACCAAGUGGGUCAUGUACAGCGGAGAGCUGCCUGUUCCUCGGCCUGGAGCAUGCAUUGACAACACCGCGAAACAGAUGGGCAUCAUGACCACGCUGGAUCUGCCGGACAAAGUGCUGCAGUUUGUUCAGACCCAACCGCUCAUGGAUCCAGCGGUUGAGCCCUUGUCGGGACGCCCCCUGCUUGUGAAACGGGGAGCUGCGUUCACUCGCAUUGUGGUGGACAGAGUGACGGCACUAGAUGGCCAAAACUACACUGUCAUGUUUGUCGGCACAGAUAAUGGGUUUGUCCAGAAAGCUGUCAACUAUGAUGGAGAAAUGGUCAUCAUCGAGGAGAUGCAGCUGUUCCACCAGCCUGUGCCCAUUGAGAUCCUGCGUCUCUCUGUUGCCACGGGACAGCUGUAUGCAGGUUCAUCGCACGGUGCUGCCCAGGUAUCCCUGAGUGUGUGCGGUCGCUAUCGAUCGUGUCUUGACUGUGUCUUGGCCAGGGACCCCUACUGCGCGUGGAACCUCGCUGAGGGUCGUUGCACUGCGCUGCCACAUUUGCAGUCACUUCAAACCCGGAACCUGAUUCAGAGCGUUAAGGACGCGGAUGCCUCUACCUGUCCCAUCCCAGAAACCAUGGAGCCUGAGAAUAUGACAUUUACCACGGGAAUGAGCAUAAAACUGCCCUGCCAGCAGGGCUCCAAACGAGCAGCGGUGCACUGGCUGAAGGACGACCAGCCGCUGAACCCAUCUGAUGAAGACUACGUCCAUGAGGACAGCCUCCUGAUCCUGAGGACCUCGGCGGCCACGGCCGGCCGGUACGAGUGCCGGUCCGUGGAGUCGGCAAAGGGGCGGAAAUACACCGCCACGGUGGCCGUCUACAAGCUGCUGCUGAACGAGACGGUCAACGAGGGCAAGGACGUGAAGCCGCUCCCUCCCCAGCCAAAACCGCGCACCACUGGACACGACCUCCUGCCUCUGCAGGUGCCUUUGGUGGCUCUCGCUGUGACUCUGGCCGUCCUGUUGGCGUGGAACCUGUACCGUGGACACCUUUGCCUACCUGGGUGCAGACGCACGCAGGAGUCCGCCGGCAGCCCUUCCUCGCCCGGUCAGACGAACCCCGAAGCCGCGGAAGUCUCGGAAAUCACACUGCUACCGAACCGCAACAUCAACAACAACCACUUCAGCGUGACCUUCGCCGGCGGCAUGGACACCACGGCCUCCCCAAGAGACAAACGCUGCUCGGUGCCCCUUCAGUACAUCGACGAUGAGUCCGAGAUCUGACGUCCAUCACCCCUGCGAGAGACGCUGCCCUCGGACACAAAGGCUGCUGAUUACGACCGUGCGCCGCGUGUCCAGGGUGCGAGAGGGACAGCAAAGUGCCCCGAGGCCAUGGUGCCCUCAUCUUUGAUUUACCUUCACAGAAACCGCCUCUGCAGCCUUGGCAUUAAAAGCAGCUUUUUUUUAAUAUAUUUCAUGAACUUUUCAAAAAACGACUUGAAUGUAUCUAUCGGGUGUCGUCUGAGACAGAGCUAUUGAAGAAAGUUGCCCCGCGUGGCAGAUGAUGUUUAUCCAUCCCAUUGUACGGUCCUGGGGUUGGGGUUAGGGUUGUGUUUGCGGGGAACGACUGAAAGGGGUCAGAAGUGAGCUCUGACUUCCUUGGGGGUUGCGUGUCGAUGUGGACCGAGGACUCUGCCAGGCGGAACCGCAGAGCUGUGAUGUUGGCUCAAGAAAAACGGGAAAGAGCCGCUCGCUUGGGGGUGGUCUUCUCAAACGCUGGUUUCUGGAACUUUCCGCGGAUCCUUCCUGAACCAGUCGCUUCAUUAACUGUCCAUGCAGAAUUGGAGAAAGCGUCCGAUGGGAAGGUUCCCGAUUCCCUGAAACGGGAUCCAGUGUUUCUUCAGACGUCCCACAAGGAGAACGUUGGAAAAUUCCUGCUGACUUGAGCGCUAUCUCGUCACCGGGGCAAGACGGCACAGGCUGGGCAUUUGGUAACAGGCCGCGAUAUUGUUUUACGGCUCACAUGGCUAGCGAUACAGGUUUCGCAGAGUGACGCUCGGAUUACAGACGGUGCACGGCACGAUGUCCGAGGCUGAGGAGCGCACGUGUCGGUGCACGUAUCUCCUCCUUCUUCUCGUUAUUUGAGCUCCGCUCCGCUCCUCCUCCUCCUCCUCCUCCUCCAACAGCUGCUUCUUGCUUCCAGGUGCAGGUGUCUGAGCGCCGACCACAUUAACGUGGUGAAAUACAUGACGUGUCUCGCAUGAGAGCAGACGCAAUACCGGGGCCCGCGGUGCCUCCCGUGUCGCUCGGAGCCGCCCGAACGCUGCCGGUUCUUUGUCUCUCCGUAAACUGAAUGUGAACACACACGAAUGUUGAGUCGAGGCUCUUUUCGGUCGUCUCGCGACACUCAGCCGGGGAUGUAAUGUGUUCAGCCGGUACCUCUAAUUCAUAGCAGACUCCGUGUGUGUGCGUGUGUGCGCCUCCAUCCACUUACAUAUACAUUUAUUCAUUCAGCACAUGCUUUUCUCCAAAGAGGCGUACAACUCGGAGCAAACGGAAGUGUGUUUCACUGACAGGGACACACAUACAGGUACAGACACGGGAUACUGGAGGUACGGUGAAUUACCGCAGUUUUUGCUGCACAGGUAGCUGUGUGUGGAACUGAUGGGGAGGAACGUUUUUUUUUUUUUUUCUCUCCCCCCUCCUCUCCGAUCUCCUGGGAGAGCUUCUCACUCUCCACGUCCUCCGUCCUCUCCGGUGUCUCCGCGUGGCCUUACCGCGAGGGCUGCGCAGCGGCACAGCGGUAGCGUGGUCAGCGACGGUGCCGGUUCACACUGGUAAAAAUGUGCCGUUAUAAAAGCCGCGACAGAUUGUCGCAUGUGGUGAACAAAUGCACUGAAAAAAACCAAAUAUUUUUUACUUUUUGUACUUGCAAUGGUGUUUGUAUUCUGCGGUGUGUGCAGCUGCUGUGAAAAUACACAAAAUACACAGAG